GGCGCCUUCAGUUUCAGAGUCGGUGCGGAACAUUUUACCGCGGGGAGAUAUCUAUAUAUAGAUAUUUACACAAAUAUCUAACAACUUUGGAUGAAGAGAGCGCUUAGAGGAAUAUAUUUAAAAAGGAAUGAAUUAAUUAAUAGCGUGAGUCAGGAGAAGAAAUUCACCUGAGCGCGCGCCACACUGACACAGCGCUCGCGAGAGGGUCGUCAAGUGUGUGCGCGAGCGGUCAAAAAGAAAGAUGCUGAGGAGAUGCUAAGCUAAACGGAUUUAACGGAAAAAAAAUAGCUGCAAAAGCUAACAAUUUAGGGACAAUUAAGCAAUAUAUGCUAUUUAAGAGAUUAUUUAUUCAGUUUCUUACGGUUUACCUAACAAAAGAGUCGUGUGAACAAAGUAACUCAGGUCGUUUUUUUAAAUAUACCAUUUAUUAUUUUUUAUUUCCCUGGAUACGGGAUUCUCCUGAACAACAUGAUGAAUAGCGACAAGACAAACUAAACAUUUCUGUUUAAAGGAAAUAAAGGAGUCUCUGCAAAUAUGAGCUGCUUCUGUUCCACCCAAGAGGAAUUCUACUGCGAGGUGUUGCUCCUGGAUGAGACCAAGCUCAUCUUAACCACCCAGCACCAGGGCAUUAAGAAAUCUACCAAGGGCUCUGUAGUGGAGGAUUAUGUCUUCAGCCACGUCAACCUUUUAGAAAGCGACUACUUCGGCCUGCGCUACUGCGACCGCAACCAUCAGACAUAUUGGCUAGAUCCGAUAAAAACCCUGGCAGAACAUAAAGAUCUCAUAGCAACCGGCCCACCAUACACACUGUAUUUCAGCGUUAAAUUUUAUGCUGAGGACCCUAGUAAACUGAAGGAGGAAAUAACAAGGUACCAGUUCUUCCUUCAGAUAAAGCAGGAUGUGCUGCAAGGAAGACUUCCGUGCCCCUUCAAUGUCAGUGCGCAGAUGGCAGCUCUAGUGAUCCAGUCUGAGCUGGGAGAUUAUGACCCGUACAAGCACAUGCCAGGUUACGUGUCGGAGUACCGCUUUGUCCCAGACCAGAAAGAAGACUUGGAGGAUGCUGUCGAGCAGAUUCACAAAACACUCAUGGGUCAAACGCCUUCCGAAGCCGAGAUGAAUUAUUUAAGCAUGGCCAAAACACUGGAGAUGUAUGGGGUGGACCUUCAUCCUGUGUUUGGGGAGAAGCAGUCUGAAUAUUUCCUGGGCUUGACACCUGUUGGUGUUGUAGUUUACAAAAAUAAAAGCCAAGUCGGGAAGUAUUUCUGGCCAAGAAUUACCAAAGUAUUUUUCAAAGAAACACAGUUUGAGCUGCGCGUUCUGGGGAAAGAUUGCAACGAGACAUCAUUCUUCUUCGAAGCUCCCAGCAAGCCAUCGUGUAAAAACCUUUGGAAGUGUUGUGUGGAACACCACACCUUCUUCAGAAUGCCUGAAAAUGAAGUCAACACACUGUCAAGCAAGCUGUCCAAAUUCAGCUCUCUCGGCUCCAAACAUCGUUACAGUGGGAAAACAGCCAUGCAGAUGGGAAAAGACCAGCUCGUCGGUUUGCCCAGGCCAAAUUUGGAGGUGGUGCGCACACGCAGUAAGACUUAUCCGAAGAGGAGCAGUCAGCCUACAAGCUUGAACAAUGGGAGCCGAUCAGUCACAAAGGCAGGAAAUUCCCUGGGUGAAGGCCAGGCUAAAGCCAGCACACUCCCACCGGCCAAGAGCCCGAAAGUGUCCAAGACAGAGAACAUUCCAGAGGAAGAGUCCGGCAAGCACACGGCUGUCUGGGACGAGAACGCACCACAGAGCGGGCUGUACAACUCGGCCAGUGAGAAAAAUAAAUCCCCCAAAUUCCCGAACACACGCAGACGUUCGCCCUCAGGAGGCAGCGAGAACGAGGUUAUGAACUCCUCAAGGCACAGGAAAGUCCAGAGCAGUGAGGAUCCAACCAGCAAGCAGCACCGGAGAAGGUCACGUUCCCGUGGCAACACAAGUAGCGGCAGUGAGUCAGAGAAUUCCAACAGGGAGCAUCGUAAAAAGAGAAACCGGUCCCGUCAGGAAAACGAGAUGGUAGAUUCCGCACCGCAGUGGGAAGCUGUGCUCCGCAGGCAAAAGGAGAAAAGCCCCAACGAUCCCAACCAUCGCCGCUCACGCCACCGCUCUAGAUCGAGAAGUCCAGAUGUUCAUGCUAAAGAGCAGCUGUGGAAACAUAUACAAAAGGAGCUGGUGGAUCCAUCCGGUCUGACUGAGGAACAGCUGAAGGAGAUUCCAUAUAAGAAAGUAGAAACUCAAGGUGACCCGAUCCGUAUCCGGCACUCUCACUCUCCCCGUAGCUACAGACAGUACCGGCGCUCACACUGCUCUGAUGGAGAAAGAUCUGUCCUCUCAGAGGUCAACUCUCGGACUGAUCUGGUGCCUCCACUUCCUGUUACACGCACUGUAGACAUGACAGGAUCCAGCACUGCCACAGCACAGAAGAAGAAUGGAUCCAAAGACAAUCUGUCGGAGAGCUCCGGGCAGGAGACAAAAAGCAGCAUCAAGGUGGCAAGAACCUCGCAUGGCUCUCGGACAAAAACCGAAACGUGACCGCUUUUGUGAUUUUUCAGCAUGAAAGGUUAGGAGAGGUAAAGGACAAUAUAUACUGAGACCUGGAAGUAUUCAACACUACUAAAUGGAAAUUUCAGACAGACCCGGAGUUGAGCUGGCUGCAUCCAAGCCAUUAGCUUGUCUGAUAAAUAAGUUAGUGUUAAUUCUAAAAAAAAAUUUAAAAAAAAAAGCAUUUUGUACUUUUAUUAUCUGAAUGAACAUGAUCAUUAUAAGCACAUAAGUCUUUUACAAACCACUCGAUCUAUUCUGACAAUCAAGUGAAGGAUAAUGAAUCAUUUUUACAGCGAACACUGCACAGGUUUUAAGGUGUUACACUGAACACUGAUUUUAACAUUUAAAACAGUAUUAAAUAUUCUUGACCCAGUAAUCGUAUAUGUGGACUUUAUCAUGAGAAAAACGUAUUGUAUUUGUGUUUUCCAAUGAUAGACUAUGAUAGAUAGAAAAUUGUUGCUGCUGUAACUCUUUGUAUUGUCUUUAUCUGCUGUUAGGAAACACACAGUACAUGGUUAACUGUAGCUGAGCUGGAGACUCAAUAAAUUGAA
Messenger RNA from Clarias gariepinus (North African catfish), 3131 nucleotides. RefSeq names its product erythrocyte membrane protein band 4.1 like 4A (gene epb41l4a). The record is from RefSeq and is a predicted model, not a curated record. The coding region runs from base 535 to 2568 and encodes 677 amino acids. The transcript has 23 exons. Gene Ontology annotation, cellular component: cytoskeleton. Lineage: Eukaryota; Metazoa; Chordata; Actinopteri; Siluriformes; Clariidae.